CUCUCAAUGGACUGACAAUGACUCACUGGUGUCCCCCAGGGAUGCCCGUUAUCACCCUUUGACAUUUACAUUUUCGACACGGCCGUGUCCCUUUUUCUGAACCUGUUAUUUUUCUAAACUCGGAAGCCGUGGACUGGAGGUGAGAGCCAGCGGGCGGUCCGGUCCUCACCAUGGUGUUGCCGCCCCCGGACAAACGCCACGUGUGCCUGACCACCAUCGUCAUCAUGACCAGCAUGGCCUUCAUGGACGCCUACCUGGUGGAGCAGAACCAGGGGCCCAGGAAGAUCGGCGUGUGCAUCAUUGUGCUGGUCGGGGACAUCUGCUUCCUCAUCGUGCUGCGCUACGUGGCCGUGUGGGUGGGCGCCGAGGUGCGCACGGCCCGCCGCGGCUACGCCAUGAUCCUCUGGUUCCUCUACAUCUUUGUGCUGGAGAUCAAGCUCUACUUCGUCUUCCAGAACUGCAAGGCCGAUAGGAAGUCCCUGGAGACGGUGGCCCGGAAAGCCUUGACUCUGCUGCUGUCUGUGUGCGUCCCGGGGCUGUACUUGGUUCUGGUGGCUCUGGACAGCAUGGAGUAUGUGAGGACCUUCAGGAAGAAGGAGGACAUGCGGGGGAGGCUCUUCUGGGUGGCUCUAGAUCUUCUGGAUCUUCUGGACAUUCAGGCCAACCUGUGGGAGCCUCAGCGGACCGGCCUGCCCAUCUGGGCCGAGGGACUGAUGUUCUUCUACUGCUACGUCCUCCUCCUCACCCUGCCCUGCGUCUCCCUCAGCGAGAUCUCCACGCAAGGGGAGCACGUAUCACCCCAGAAAAUGAUGCUUUACCCUGUCCUCAGCCUGAUCACCAUCAACGUGGUCACCAUCUUGAUCCGCGGGGUCAACAUGGUGCUGUUCCAGGACAGUAGAGUCUCCACUAUCUUCGUCGGCAAGAACGUGGUGGCGAUCGCCACGAAGGCGUCCACCUUCCUGGAGUACCGGCGUCAGGUGAAGGAGUUCCCUCACCCGCAGAACGCCAUGGCGUUGGAGCUGCAGCAGAACUCUGUGGGCCACAGACAUAUGCCCCACACGUCGCACUCGCAGCCCCUGGCCAACUCCACCAACCAGCCCCACGAACCCUCGCCAGCGUGUGACAUCGACACAUGACCGCCAGCACUGGACUGUCUAGACACCAGCGGAGCCUCUCCACCGCUGCCUUCAGUGACUAACUAAAACAGAACUUCUGGUGUGACUGGUUCUCUCUCUCUCUCUCUAUCCAUCCAUCCAUCCAUCCCACUCUCUCUCUCCCUCUCCCUCUCUCUCUCUCUCUCCCUCUCUCUCUCUCUCUCUCUCUCUCUCUCUAUCUAUCCAGUCUCUGAGAGUUUGGUGUUAAGAAAUAUGUGGGUUCCAUGACAGGAUGGUUUUCUUAUUUCUGUCAAGCCCACUUGAACAACAGAGGAUGUAACAACUAGAGGGAUAUUUUCAGCCUCUGUCUGCCUGUUGGAGAAGGAUAAAGAUUCACCUUCUUGAUUCUGACAGGAGGGAACUGAUGUGGUUUUUAUUGAAUUGUUUUUAAAUGAACAGUUUUAUUCUGCAAUUGAGUAAUGUAUGUUCUGUAACAGUAAAUUUGACAAUAUGUACUUCCCUGAAUAUCUGUGAUUUUCGAAAGGCCCCUUUUCGACCAUCCAUUGAGUGGCUUUUUUUAUUUGUAGUCCUUAAAAAGGAGGCAUACCACUCGCCCUACAGAAGCACUCAGUUGAAGUGGAGAAAGAGAGGAUGGAGAGGAGAAGAAGGGAAGGAGAAAGGGUCAAUAAGAAGGGUGUGUUGGAGCUGUGGGGAAGGGUGGCAGUAGAAGAGGAAUUCAGCCUCUGCUUGGUUCUGCUGCAUCGGUCAGUGUGACACGUUACGACCAAAUGGUUCUGCUGCCUCGGUCAGUGUGACGCGUUACGACCAAAUGGUUCUUUUGCCUCGGUGAGCGUGACGUGUUACGACCAAAUGGUUCUGUUGCCUCGGUCAGUGUGACGUGUUACGACCAAAUGGAUCUGCUGCCUCGGUCAAUGUGACGCGUUACGACCAAAUGGUUCUGCUGCCUCGGUCAGUGUGAUGCGUUACGACCAAAUGGUUCUGCUGCCUCGGUCAGUGUGACACGUUACGACCAAAUGGUUCUGCUGCCUCGGUCAAUUUUGACGCGUUACGACCAAAUGGUUCUGCUGCCUCGGUCAGUGUGACACGUUACGACCAAAUGGUUCUGCUUCCUCGGUCAGUGUGAUGCGUUACGACCAAACGGUUCUGCUGCCUCGGUCAGUGUGACGCGUUACGACCAAAUGGUUCUGCUGCCUCGGUCAGUGUGACGCGUUACGACCAAAUGGUUCUGCUGCCUCGGUCAGUGUGACGCGUUACGACCAAAUGGUUCUGCUGCCUCGGUCAGUGUGACGCGUUACGACCAAAUGGUUCUGCUGCCUCGGUCAGUGUGAUGCGUUACGACCAAACGGUUCUUCUGCCUUGGUCAGUGUGAUGCGUUACGACCAAAUGGUCUGGUGCUUUCGGUCAGUGUGACGCGUUACGACCAAAUGGUCUGCUGCCUUGGUCAGUGUGACGCGUUACGACCAAAUGUCUGCUAAAAGCACCAGCGCUCAGCACUAUACACUCUGCAUGAGGCAGCCAACCAUGUGUGUUAUUCUGCAUGUGUGUGUGCGUGUCUGUGUGCGUGUGCGUACACGUUUGAGGGGCAGAGGGGUGCUCAUGUGAAACUGAAUUUCAAGUUCAAGUUUUAUUGUCAAAUGCACAAGUACAGUGAAACGCUUCACUUGCAAGCUUUACCCAGCAGUGCUGUAAUCAAUAUCAAAAUAGUAUAACUAAUAAAAAAUUUAAAAUAAAUUAUAAAUAUAAA
This is a messenger RNA of Coregonus clupeaformis (lake whitefish), 2859 nucleotides long. RefSeq names its product transmembrane protein 121-like. The coding region runs from base 171 to 1136 and encodes 321 amino acids. The transcript has a single exon. NCBI's taxonomy places the organism in Eukaryota, Metazoa, Chordata, Actinopteri, Salmoniformes, Salmonidae. The record is from RefSeq and is a predicted model, not a curated record.